GAAAGGCGAGCGCAUCGCUCAUCGCACGGAAUGCUGCCGCUCCUUCUGAUUUUGCUGACUCUAGCCAGGAUCCACGCCCACUACACCAGCGGGGAUGUGGCCUACCAUCCAAUGCCGCACUUCUGGACGGGUGUGGGCUUCUGUCCCGCCGGUCGGAUCGAUCACGAGGGGAUUGAGGCCGCUCUGGUCUCCCCCGCCCUCCAGAUGAAUCUCCGCCAGAUUGCUGCCCUUCCGGUAGGAGCUGUGACCCACAUACGCAUUCACUGGCUGCUCGAGCUGGUCCAGUUCCGGCAGUACGAUGCCAACGGGAUACCUAUUUAUGACUUCACAAAGUUCGAUGACUUCAUAGACUUCUUGCACGAGGAGCUGCGCUUGUCCCCUGUGCUCGAGUGGAUGGGUAAUUUGGGUGGGGUUUUUCUGGAAAAUCCCAUGCAGAUGCCCUUCUACUGGGAGCACUUGGUCAAGACGACGAUUAACCACCAGCUGGCGCGUCACGGUUCCGCCAGAAUGUCCAACUGGCGCUACGAAACCUGGAAUGAGCCGGAUCUUCGUGUGUACAACAAACUCAAUCUGACGUCCCAAUCCUAUCUGGAUUACGUUCAGGCCGUACGUCAGGGUCUCAGCAAAGCUGGCAAUCUGGAUACCUACGAGGGCAAAGUUCAGCUGCCGAUGUAUCGAGCUCUGCGGGGACCGGCGGGUCUCUUUAAGAGCUCAGACACCCAUCCGCUGUGUUGGAAACUCCUGGAACAGUGCAACGAGAAGGUGGUGUACUGCCCCAUCGAUAUACUCACGUUUCAUCGCAAAGGAAUCGAUGGAACUGCCACGGAGAUUGUUAACGGCUCAUUAUCUUUAAUGGCCAAGAUCUACGAGGACUAUCCCAAUCUAAAAUCCCUGCCGGUGGCCAAUGAUGAGGCUGAUCCCGUGGCCGUUUGGAGCACUCCUAGGGAGUUCCAGGCGGAUGUCCGCUAUGGGAUUACACUGAUAUCCACUGUGAUGGAGCACUGGCAUGCCAAGCUUGCAGGCGGGCCAUUAGGCCGGCUGGAGUCCAUUAGUCAUGACAACGCCUUCCUCAGCUACCAUCCCCACGAGUUUACGCAACGCACGCUCCUUGCUCAUUUCCAGAUGAACGAAACAGAUCCACCGCACUCACAGUUUAUCCAGAAACCUGUCUACGCUGCCCUGGGAAUGCUGGCCAAGUUGGGAAACAGAGCUGCCGACAUGGAACUGGUCAAUAUGGACAGCAAGCACAGCGUUGAGGUCCUUCGCACUGUGUCCGGCGGAGUGGGUGGACCUGGGCAGUACAUGGCCGCCAUAUUCCUGAGCCCCGAGGAGGCGGGACCUCAGAGGACAGCUUUCCAUCACAAGUACACCCUGAAUAUGUCCAUAGCGAACGAAUCGGCUUUCAUCACGGAGAUCCUGGUGCCCCACACCACGGAUCCCUAUUUUGUGUGGCAGCAGGCGGGAAGUCCGGCUUAUCCCAAUGCCACGCUAAGAGAAGCCAUGCGGCGGGCGCAAACUCCCAAGCUGUAUGAAACCGGACCCAUCUGGCAGUACAACAGCGAGCUGGUUAUAAACUCCGCCACCCUGCCGCUGCCCUGGGCGGUGCUGCUCCGCGUGUGCUCAACCGCGUGGCCCAAGUUACGACGUCCGCAGCAGCUCUCUAUCGUGGAAGUAACGCAUCGCGAGGUCUUCAUCAGCUGGGCUGAGCACCCGAAAUCCACGCAGUGCCUGCGCACUUACGAGGUGUGGUUUAAGGAGCGCGACAGCAAGGGCCCGGCUGCUGACUGGCAGCUGAUAUCCCAAGACUGGCAUCUGCCGUAUCCCUCGUUUCAGUACGCGCCUGGUGAUCAGGGAUCUGUCAAUGGUUUCUACAAGGUUCGGGGAGUGAAUGUCUUUAAUGAAACCAGCCCGUACUCGCAAAUAGUCGAGUAUCUGGAAUUGUAGUUUAACAAACAGUUUAUAA
Messenger RNA from Drosophila kikkawai, 1963 nucleotides. It is a transcript of the gene Idua, whose product is annotated as alpha-L-iduronidase. NCBI's taxonomy places the organism in Eukaryota, Metazoa, Arthropoda, Insecta, Diptera, Drosophilidae. Gene Ontology annotation, molecular function: L-iduronidase activity. Gene Ontology annotation, biological process: carbohydrate metabolic process. The record is from RefSeq and is a predicted model, not a curated record.